AUGAGACAAUUAGUCUCAACUACAUUGAGUACCAAAUGGAUGAGGGGGUGGAGUGGCGCAGCGAUAUCGCCGUGUAGCUCGACGGAGUUGUACUACUUGCCCAAGUUCGAAGAAGAAACCCCGAACAUCAUAGGACUGGCGGCUGAUAACCAGGAUCACCUCUCUAUCCUGCCGCCGGCAGUCGAAAAUUUUGAUGUCCAUUCCGCCAGCUUCACGCCGAAGAUCCAUGAAUACUGGUUCAACGAUCACGAACUUGAUCGAUUCCUUGAAAGCAUCCGUCCCAAUUCCCCGAGCUUGACUCAUCAGCAAGGCGGUCAUCAGCUCCUGAACCGGGACCAUUCUAACACCAAUUCUCCGGGCUUAACACAUGGAGAAGUCGGCCAUGAUCAGCUCGCGACCCGCGACUAUUCUAAUCCUAAUCCACCGAGCUCGACUGAUACGGAAGUUGGUCAUCGGAUCCAACAUCGGGAUUCUUUUCCUUCCGAUUCACCUACUACUCAUCAUUCAGCCCUCGGUAAUAUUGCCGCGACCUCUCAUGAAGAUGCCGAAACUACCCCUAGUGACCCCAUCCAAAAUCGGAAGCGAAAACUCGAUCGACUGGUAUCGGACCUGUAUAAAUCCAACCCGGUACAGAAUGAGGUCAAAGCGAAGCUCUUGGUGCAGGAUGAGGUCAAAACCAAGCGCUUGAUACGGAAUGAGCUCAAUACCAUGCGGUCGCGUCCUUCCAAAUGGAAAUUGAAACUAUUCGGCUGGGUAAGCACGCUGAAGUAUGCACCGGGUGGCCAGAAGGACAACGAGUCGAGAUUUAAAUAUGAUCUGGAGGGUAGUGAGGUGUGGAGAAAGCUGGGUGGUGAACAUGGCACUGCACCUGCUCUCCUCAAUUGGCUGAUUGGCUCAGGUGAGGUUUCCAAGCAACAAGCCGUGCGAAGGUUGAAGCUUCUAUUGAAGGAAAUUAGUACUCGCCACGGCGAACUUUUGUCAGUAUUUCUUCCGAUGACCUAUGGAAGGCCUUCCUUGAAGCGUAAAGCCCAUCUAAUAGGGACUGAAGAACAAACAAAUCUACUUAAUUGGUUUUUGCGCGAACUCGAAAUGAAAAAUCACUAUUCAUCAAACAUCAGACUUGAAGCCCCAGAAUUACAUCACGAUCUCUCACGACAUCUAUCAGGCAUCAUCCGUUAUCUCAGAAUUGACCCAGAUGUGACCAGAAAUAGCUCAUCCAGGUGGGAAGCUCGGCUCCCGGCGACAAGAAACAUUUCACCGCAACGGGUCAACAAGCACCAGGCUGAAACAACUCGAGCUGCCCUUAAUACCUUGGAGACAUACUACAAACUAACCAACCCGCACAAAUGGAAGCAGGUGUUCUUAGAAGAGGACAAGUUUCUCAAUCUAUUCAUCUCCCUUAAGAACGCUCAUCACCAUUGUAACUUUGGCAAAUCGCUUAAGAAGUCCAAAGAGUGGGCCACCUUGGCUAUCUUUCCUUGGCACGUGCCACUGGGCUUGGAACGUUCUACUGGCACCAAAUCAGCAUUGGACUCAAUUCACACGACUCUAAAACAUGUUAAUGUUGCUUCAAUCAACAAACACUUUGUAGAUUUGGAGCGUGUGAAUAAUCCGUUCAUCCAACCCACAGAAAAAAUGAGAAAUGAAUAG
Messenger RNA from Puccinia graminis f. sp. tritici CRL 75-36-700-3, 1650 nucleotides. RefSeq lists its product as uncharacterized. Bases 1 to 1650 code for a protein of 549 amino acids. Lineage: Eukaryota; Fungi; Basidiomycota; Pucciniomycetes; Pucciniales; Pucciniaceae. The transcript is spliced from 3 exons. The record is from RefSeq and is a predicted model, not a curated record.